AUGGCGGACUUGGCUAACACGACGGAUUGGGAAGAGAGCGCGAAUUGGCCUCCUGCGGACACUUGGAAUACAAAAUGUGAGUACUAAACUUUCAAGUUGCAGACUUUUGACUCUUAGUAUUCUUAAUUCCUAUGUAAUUCCAAGAAAAUAUAUACCCAGUUUCAUAGUUUCGGCAGUUGUUUCAUUUAUGAGACGUGAAACGCUCCACUAAUAAGCAACAAUUUGUGUUUUCAGUCGAGCGAUACAGCAACAGAAAGCCGCCGUAUUUCGUACCCGAAUUUUACAGGACAAUGAUUCACGAUAUGAACACAUUUCUGAAAGAAAAGGAGAUCAUGGGUAAGAACGUGGAAUGUGUUUGAGAGAGGCCAUCUUGUGUCUUUUCAAUGUCUGGUUGCCACUACUAAACUGAAUCUUCUGAUUUUUAUCCGGCGCGUACUGUCUACAAAUUGGUCGGUCUCUCUUUCUUUGUACCUAUGAUCCUCUCUAAUUAGCCUCCACAAAGAACCAAGACAGCUUUUAGAGUAUAUGCCCAUUAAAACGGGGAGAAAGGGGAAACGGGAUUAGCUCAAUUUGAAAGGUGCAUCACUAGGCACCGCCGGGCAUAGGACAGGAUUAGGCUCAUCUAUGUAGGUCUGCAGGAGCUCCGACCGAUUCGUGCACUAACAAAAAGGGACCUCGUCGUUUUGCAAUGUUUUAAAACCGCAACGUCCCGAUGCCUUCGUAAUCUUUAAUAGCGCAUUGAACUUUUGAGCCGGUUAGGCCGGAAAAGGCAGUUUUUGCGGUAAACAACACUCUUUCGGCUUCCAUCAUGUAUGGACCCAAGAUACGACAAUCCAAGCCCAAUAAAUCUGUAGCUUCGGUCCGAUUCUAACCGCAAGUGGGUUUAAAGUUCAGGUGUCAAAAAACCUUCGAAAAACUUGGUCGGCAUUUUACCCAACCCCGCAUUUUUCCGGCAAAAAUGACAUAUUCGGCCGGAUUUUAUAUAUCAUCGUUUAUUCAUCAAGAAAAAGAAGAAGUUAGAAGCGGAAAUAAGUAUUGGGGAGAGAAGAGCAAAUAACGAUUAAAACUAGGACUAUCCCGUAAGAGAUUUACCUGUCACAAGAAGUAGACAGAUACGAUAGGAGAUGCGUCAAACAAAGAUUCAAAUUUACUUACACACAUCAAAUCUAUUCAAGAAGUUGUCGGUUAUGCUAAAUCUUCAGGAAAUGUUGUCUGGUACCACUGCUCCAUUAUUAUGCGAACCACAGCUUUCUACAUGCUCCCACAUACGGUUAAUGAGCGAACGCUCGCCCAUAGUGUAAAAAUCCUGAAGAAUGAAAUCGAUAAGUGGAAGGAUGAAGUUUUGAAGACAAAUAACUUAUGUAAGCUAUCAUGAGUCACUGCAGAACUUAACUAUACUUCUUUCAUUUAGGCUCCGAAACACUCCAAAAGUUGGAGAUAAAAAUAGGACACGUAUUUGCAGAGGCAUCUCAUGCGCUCGGAUUUUUUGAUGAUAUGCGUAAAUUAUAUAGUUUUCUCCUACAUUGGAACAAAAAUCAUUUGCAGAAACGACGCAGCUGCAAUAUUACGAGCCUGAAAAAGGAGGAGAGAAAAUUUGCCGGUGGAAUGAGUCUAUCGCGCCGCUUUGCUUUAGAGCUCUGAACAACUUGGUGAAGAUUAUGAAUGAAAACGGUUUGUAUCGUGAGUUCAAAGCUAUCGUUUUUUUUUGAAAAGUUCAUCUUUCGUUUUAAGAUCUUGUUGAAAAACUCCCUAGUUGCGCGAGGAAUGAUGGUAAUUUGAAAAUCCUAAAGCAUUCAUUGAAGCAAGGACUUUGUUCGUAUUAUGAGGAAAGAACUAGGGACCGAUUUGUUUCAACAAAAGCAGCUUUGAUUGUUGAGUAUCGUAGAAUUAAGGAAAUGGUGGAAGAAAUCGAGAAAGGUGAGUUUUCUGUUGUUUCCAUUCUUUUCAUUUUGAAAAUGUUUUCAGCAACAACUAAGAAAGAACUUGAUGCACUGCCUUUCGUCUCACGUGCUCUCCGAUCAAGAUUAUGUACUGAUUUGUCGUCGUUUUGUCCAGAUAACUAACUUUUUUGUUUAGUGUUUGUCAAUAUUGGAGUAUCAUGGAAGGAUUGGGUGCCGAUGGAAGUGCAAUCAGCAGUUUUCGAGUUCAAAUAUGCACUACGAAAGGCGAAACUUUUCGGUAAUAGACGUAAAUGUUUAGUCAACCAAUUUAACUAUUUAAAGACUACUUGAACGAACUGAAUCUUCCGCCAGAUGAAGAGCCCAAAUCGGAAGUGAAUUCGAUGGUUUUCUGCUACAAUCCAAUCGACUUUUGGGAUUUGAAGGAACAUUUUGAGGCACUCAAGGUAGACAUGGACAAAAUGGGUGUCGAGAGUGAGUACAAAACGAGAAGCGCAGAGAAGACAGUUAAAUUUUCAGAUGACAUGUCCAGAUCAGAUGUGCCUCUUCGUUGGAGCUUUCCCCGUUUGGACGAAACGUCGUUUGAAUGCACGGAUACUUCUCUCUGGGCGACAUGGAUUCCAGCGCAGUUGAAAGCCGAUCUGUUCGCAGUGAGAAGACAUAGUAAACUGAAUUCCAUAAUUACCUUCUUUCUAACUCAAUGUUUCAGUUGAAUUCAUACAAUAUACAGAAGAGAGAGAUAACAUCGCAAUUCGUGAUGAACUAGCUGAGAGUUCAAGUGAGGAACAACAAGCCGUUAGGCCACAAUUGUUGAAAAGAUCCUGUAAGGGAGAUGACCCGAAAUGUCCCGGAUGUUAUACUAAAAAAUGGAGAGAAGAAAAGUUGACGAGUGAGAAUGCAGAAAAGGAAAAAGAAGGAGAGCCGCCCGCUAAACGGAUGAAAGAAUAACUCAUUAUUGAAUUUCAUGUAUCUCCAUGUUCUCGUUAUUUGUGUCUCAAUAUUUUGAUCCGUACAUCCGUUCUCAAAUUGACUCUCACAUGUUUCCAUUAUCUUCUUCCGUUUAUACUCUAGAUCUCAUAUAUUUUGUAUGAUGCCCAUUAUAACUCCAAUGAACUCCAAUAUAACUCCAAUGCUUCACACAUACUGAAUGAAAAACGAGCUUUUCCUGUUUUAUCUCGAACGUAUCCCAUCUUUCGUGUUACCAUCCAUUUACCAUUCAUUUUCUCGCCAUAUUUAUUUUUCUAUCUUUUCAUUAUCUACCUUUCAUUAUCACAGUACCACCCGCAGCUGUGAGCACACGCGAUCUACUUGUCCAAGUUAAAAACAUCUAUGAAAAUUGACCAAAUUUCAAAACACUUAAGCAGUGGAGCGCGUUAACUCACAUCCGCUGGUGGUCUGUACGAGUUUUUUCCAGACUUGACAGUUUACCAGCAGUGCUUCUUGCGUGAAACUAAUAUUACGGAAUUCUCACUGUCGGUCCUCAGUCUACAUCUGGUUUUUCUCAAGUCCAAAAGUUUCUGACUAAUAUUGCGGGGUACACUCUGUCUUAGUUUGUUUGUGGUACCCCCUUCCUCCCGUUCUUUUCUCCUGCUUAUCCUUCUCACAAUAAACGAAUACAAUACAAUACAAUAAUAUGAUGAUUAUUCUCUUGCAUGCGGAUUCCACUUUUAUUUGUCAAAUAUGAUAUUUUUCUGUGAAUGAAUCUUGGACAAGGGAGAAAAAGCGCAUUUUCAGAAGUGUUCGGGACUAAAUAUAACGAAGCCUUUGCUCACUGUUCUACAGAAUGUUUUAGGUGCUCUGCUUGUGAUGAAGUGAACAGUCUUCCGUGAUUCGUUUGGACCUAAAGGCACGCGGCAAAGUACAUAACUUUAGUCACUUGCUGUAAAAUGUUUUCAGGGUAAAUCACUAUUUCUCGGGACCAGAUGAUCGGUUCGAUCUAAAAGUUGACCCUGGUCAUUUUGAUUAAUUUGACUAACCAACCCUGGUCAAACUUUUUUAGCUCAAGGUAACGGUCCCCCAAUUCCUUUUCUUUUAUUCAUAUACCCUCAAUCUUGACUUUCAUUCCAAUUCCACGUUUCCAUCAUCUCGGAACAUUAUGCAAAUGAAUGGUUGUCACCGCCAAAAGUUGAUUGCAAAUCGUGGGCUCUUUAUCGCUUAAUUGAUCUUUCGCGCGUACGAUGACCGGAAAUUGACACGGCGAGAUUGAGCAACAGUUAAAUUAACACGAAAAGGGGCGAGAUGAGACGAGCACGCGCACGCGGUUAUUGAUGAUUAUCUAGAUGAAUGGGAUGUACGUAUUCAAUGAGCCCAUAAGUCCGAAUCAAGAAGAUUUUGUAUUCCUUUUGAAUUACUAUCGGACAUCGGUACAUCAAAUGGUAACAAUCAGGACAAAAAAAAAGACCAUAACUGUCAGUUAUGGAGUGUCCUGAUCCGUCGAACUAUACCAUUCCCUUCAAAUGUUUCUGCAAACCACUUCAAAGGGUUGAAACAUGUCACAUCAGUCGAAUUGAGUGAUUGCGCGCACCAUACCUCACAAUGGAUCGUCUUACAAUUAGUAUUGUUGGUCAGUCUCAAAAGAUGCCGACCGCUGUGAGGUAAACUUCCGGCUCAUGCGUUUGAUUCAUCACUCUCAUUUUUUCCAAUCUUUGUGCGCCAAGACGAGAUUGAUUGGUGGUUGUCGGAAACGGCUCGGGUGGGUCAAAAUUGAAAGUUCAAACAUUUCGAAUGUUUUUUAUGCACAGUUCUUGGAAAUCUACUUUCAGACGUGAUUCUCCCGAUUUUCAUUAGCUAAUAACCUUUUCCUCAACAAAAACCAACCAACAAACAUCUCUUUUUUAUAAAAUUCGCGCCUUUCCCCUCCAUCAACACCCCUAACAUAUGUUUCAUUGAAAUUUCCAACCCAACCCCACUAUUAUAAUGAAAUGAGCUUGCAAAUCCCAGUGAUACAUUAUAAAUAAGUCUUGUACGGGUCGCGCGGCAAAGCGGGUAGUAAAAAGCUUUAGAUAGUCGGGCGAUAAACGUGUGAAGACGCGAUUGAAAGAGAACGAAUUCGAUUUGCUAUUCCCUAUUCCCCCUUCUCAUUCUUCGUGCUGAAUAAUUCAUCGAAAUUCACAGAUAGUUUCAAGAAGCGCGCGGGUUGGUGUUUCACGUUUCGGGAUUGCAUUACACAUCAUCCCAGAAAAGAGGAGAAGAAGAUCACCUGCCGCCUUUUCAUUGUCUUCUGGACCCCCUUUCGCAUAAUCCGUCUGACAGUGUGCCUCCUGCCACUAUUGUUGCACACUGUUCUCACACCUUUUUGCGUCAUUUCUGAAGAGUUCGUGUUGAUGAGUUAUGACUUGAUGAGUUAAUCCGUUCUUGGAAUGAAGUGGAUACGGUUUUUAGAGCAUUUUUAUUCCUGAUUAUGUUCAAGGUACCUGUGAACAGUGGAUUUAGAACUUCACAUUUUUGAACAAAGUUCGGGCCUCCUGGACCGGCCCGGUCUGAUUUAUCUGUUUAUGCGAGUUCAUAGUGCUCAGAACAAAAGCUUUUGAAAAACAAUCGAGGGCCAGUUGUUCUCACUUACUAGUACCCAAUAUCUCGAUUUCUGUACACAUCUUCAUCAAUCUUUCAGAUUCGUACCGAAAUUCAUUUCAAAGCACAUUUUUGCAGUUUCCUUUUGAUUGUCAACACCAAAACCUUGACACUUCAUUGUCAUCCGUUCAUCCUUUUUCCCAAACCAAUAAUUCUGGCCAAAUUCAUCAACACAUGAAUAUAAAUACAGCCAUAAAGCCGACCCCGUCCUUCUUCUUCUUCUUCUUCUCAACGGCCCUUUGCCUCCUGAUGUGCAUACGGUAGCCGUCCACCAUAGUGCCCGCCCAUGCGGUUUCCCGUCCUCUAUUCCGACACAAACCCCACCUCCUUCCUCCGCCCGACGUGCUUGCCCCGUUGCCUCUCCUCUUUCUUCCCUCUUUUUUUCUCCCGAUUCCCCCUGUUUCCACUUUUUUUCCAAUCUUCUCACCAGACGUCGGUGGUUUUUCUGUUCCCAAGUCACUUUUCACUCCAUUUGCAGAUUGUUAUUGUUUCGUCGCUAUUCAUAAGGAAGGCUGAAACACCAUCUGACUCCGACCAUGAUCACGAACGUAUUGCGCUAUUUAGCGCUUUACAUUUGUGUUGAUCUGACUCAUGGUGCAUACUUUUCACAGGUACCACACCUUUUCAGGCUCUAGUAAGCCCUUCUCUUUCAGUUUUCCAUGAGAGCUCCCGAUCAUGAUCCAUGCCAUGACCAUACUGGAAGACCCGUUCGAUGUGUUCCUGAGUUUAUCAAUGCCGCUUUUGGAAAACCUGUCAUUGCUAGUGAUACCUGUGGAGCCAACGGUCCUACCAAGUAAGUUGUCUCUCCAUCACUCACUAUUACUCGUCUAAUUGAUUGAUCCUCUCUUCCUCUUUAACAUGAUUAGACACCCAUUGUGGUUCUUUUCCUCUUUCCCUUCCACACCACGAAAUACCUCUCUCAUUUUUCCAUUUCCUCUCGCUCUUAUUCGCUAUCACCCUAAUUGGAUUCUUUUCCCGAGAUCAAAAACUUAUUCUGCGCCACAAGGGGUACAAAUAAACAGCAUUUUUAGCGAGAUUGAGAUUGCCUAGGUAGUGCCUGCAGUUUUUUCAUUACACACGAGCUACCUACUCUGUUUGCAAAAACCUUUUGAGGGUCAAUCUGAGAAAUGGAUUUUUCAGGUUUUGCACUGUGAAGGAAGGUGCUGACGGAAUCAUCCGGGAGCAAUGCGACUCAUGCGAUGCUCGCGACCCCCUGCUCGCUCAUCCAGCCUCUCUUCUCACCGAUCUCAACUCUGUCGGAAACAUGACUUGUUGGGUGUCUUCGCCCAGUCUGAGCCCACAAAACGUGUCACUCACUUUGUCACUCGGCAAAAAGUUCGAGCUAACCUAUGUCUCCAUGCACUUCUGCUCCCGUCUCCCCGACUCGAUGGCUCUUUACAAGUCUGCUGACUUUGGAAAAACCUGGACUCCAUUUCAGUUCUACUCUUCCGAAUGCCGUCGGAUCUUCGGAAGAGAUCCGGACAUCCAGAUCACCAAGUCAAAUGAACAGGAAGCGGUUUGCACGGCAUCUCACAUUAUGGGCCCAGGUGGAAACCGUGUCGCUUUCCCAUUUCUCGAGAACCGACCAUCUGCGCCCAACUUUGAAAACUCUCCAGUUCUCCAAGACUGGGUGACAGCCACCGAUAUCAAAGUUGUUUUCUCGAGACUCAGCCCAGACCAGGUGAACUUGAUCUAAUCAGACGGAAGUAAAUGCAAUGAUCAGUUCAGGCUGAACUGUACGGAUUGUCAAACGACGUCAAUUCAUACGGUAACGAGACGGAUGAUGAAGUCAAACAACGCUACUUCUACUCAAUGGGAGAACUGGCGGUCGGCGGUCGCUGCAAAUGCAAUGGUCACGCCAGUCGAUGCAUCUUCGACAAAAUGGGCAGGGUAAGCACUUUUCGUUAGUCAGUUAGUCAUCAUCGUUACUCAUAACACCAUUCUCAUCAAGAAAUGGAAAACGUUUUUUUUUUCUUUCAGUACACUUGCGACUGCAAACACAAUACGGCCGGAACUGAAUGCGAAAUGUGCAAGCCGUUCCACUACGAUCGUCCCUGGGGCCGAGCCACUGCGAGUUCCGCCAACUCUUGCGUUGGUAAGUCAUAAAAACUGACGACUACUGUUUUCGCGCACUCUACCGAUUAGUUGUUUCUCAAACAGUCUCGCAUUUGCGCCGUUCCUAUCUCAAUGGUUAUUAGUAGCCUCCUCUCGGUGACCGUUCCAUCUCAUUACAAAUGUCAACGAGUACAAUGCGCGACCACCCAGUGGGAUACCAUUGUUGGAUUCUAGGAUUUUGGAAUUACGGUGAAAUCGAGAGAGAGAGAGAGAGGCAAAACGGGAUAAUUAAAACUGAUGAUCCACCUCAUUUUCAUUCUCCAUUAAAAAACGGCGUCGCGCGAAUCAUAAUCAAAUAACGAUUAUAAUCGGAUUCCGUACGGCUUCUUAUUCCAUUCCCAAACCCAAGAAAAGCGGGUCAAAAAGCGCGUCUGAUUGUGUUGUUGCCGACGAGCGAAAGGAAUCGAAUACAAGUGCCCUCUUGAAGCGAUUUCGCCUUUCUUAGAUGAGAAGGAGGGUCGGCAUCGAUGUGCCGAGCUCAAAAAGAUCUCGGCUCUUCGUUACCACAAUUUGAUAAAAGUACGAGACAUCUGGAGCCUUCCGACUACUUGUUUUGCUCUCGUUCCUCGUUUGGUAUGCACACACAGGUGAUGCGUGGGGGGGCAUUGUUCCGAACCCCUGUAUUAGGCGAUAUACAAACAACCGGCAAUAUAGGGAACCUUUGCGCCGACAAUAUGUAUUGGAUUAACUAUGUAUGACGAACGAGGUGUGAAAAGUCAGGGAAAGGCGGUGAAAGCUUCCCCUGCUGUCACCGAAUUUCAUUCUUUGAAGGGGAAGAGCUUUAAUGAAUGUGGGGGCGAGCAUUCCUACGGUAGGCAUACAUAGACAUGUGUUUGCAUGAAUUACUGCGAGAUUAAUCGCCAGACGGUUGUAAAUAAACUGCGAAGCGGGCCGCCCGGAUUAUUGAAUGAUGAAUUGGAAAUUCCAGCUUGCAACUGCAACCAGCACGCAAAGAGAUGCCGAUUCGACGCUGAGCUCUUCAGAUUGAGUGGAAACCGGUUAGGAAUAAACUUCAACUGGGGGUUUGAAAUUUUACUUCGAAUUUUCAGAUCCGGAGGUGUAUGCCUCAACUGCCGACACAACACAGCCGGAAGAAACUGUCACCUUUGCAAGCCAGGAUUCGUUCGUGACACGUCUCUCCCAAUGACUCACCGAAAAGCCUGUAAACGUAAGUUUUGAGGGGAAGGCGUCGAAAAGCCAUUCAUCAGCCGGAAACCCCUCCAGGCGGCUUUUCGCAUGUGUUCUUCUUUAUGUUCAAUCCCCGGGGAUCACUGGCAACACUAACACUGGCCUGAUCUGCUAAGCAUGGCCCGUUGUAAAAAACAGUAGGGGCGGGGGGAUUUGUACAAGUGGGCCAUUAAUCCCGCCAGGCGUGCUCACGAAGCGACUAAUUUCCGAGGGACUAGACGUCCAAUUUAAGCACCCUUCUCGAGGACCAAUGUUGCGUAAUUGAAACACAUCUCUGCUGGUGGUCCUGGUCGAGGUCCUUCAAAUAAAAGUGACCAACGUGUCCGAAUGUAUAGCACUUUGCUUCCCCUUCUCGCUGAUUGUUUCUUCUUUUCCCUCAAAACUUCAGUAAAGCCCUAGUAGCCUAGAGAAAAUAGGAAAUCGAAUUUCGGAAUGUUUGCGGAAAUUGAAAUUGAGUGGACGUGGACGAGUAGUGACCGCAGCCACUAGUUUCUCUCUGUGUUGAUUAGAUUUAGAAAGAAGGGUAAAAAAAGGAGAAAAAAGUGCUGGGAUGAGUUGACCAGUCCCAAGGGACUGGUCAGUACUUUACCGGGAGGUAUGGUCUCUUUUUGUUAGUUGUACCAAGAUUCAAGGGACCGACUUGAUUUUGAUUUUAAUGCAUCUAUUCGUUUCCUGUUCCGGUGGCGCCGCAGACGAAUUAGCGCCUGUCUUUUCUCGGAACCUUGCUUCAUGAAAAAACAUAAAUUUAUCACCAAAUCCAUCUGCGGACUUUUACGCUUCACUACCUUUGGCUAGGCUUAAUGUGCUAUUAGCCAAAACAAAUACAAAAGGCAUGGGAAACAAGGAAAGACAGCCAGUCGCGGGAUGAGAAGAGGCAAAAAGGGUGAGUAUCGCCUUUUUUGUCCUUGGCUGGUCAGCGACGCGAAUAGACGAUGAUUGCAUAAUACGCGCGCAUCAUCUCGCACCUCAUAAUGUCUCCAAUUCCCCAAUUUCUCACCUCUGCCACAAUUAAAUACCAACCGGAAAAGAAAGAGAAAGGGAACUGAACAAAACGAGAAAAAAUGGGAAAAGUGUACAACACUUGAGUCGAAAUUUGGUUAUCUCGGCUUGCUGCACCAGUCGGAAAGAUUACCGUACCCUUCUUUUCACAUCAGUUGCUCCGCAUCACUACUUGUCAGUGCUCAGCGGAGCAGAGGAGAAGCACAUUUAUCAAAAAGUCUUGGAGCAUCUCGCGUCUCGGGGACAAAUUGAUGUUCAGAGGGAGGGGGGAUCCCACAUUCUACCUAUCUUCUCAUUUGUUUGAUGAAAUUUAUUGCGGCACAUCGAGAGAAAGAUACGUGUUGAAAUAAUGCCCCGCGAACAAUGUUGCAGCAACAAAUUGAGAUUGAUUUGAGAGAUACGGGUGAUGAGGCGAAGAGAGCUCCACUGGCUACAGGUUUAUAUGAAAAAGUGGGGAGGAAGGGACCAGCAAGCGUUGGGUAACCAAUAUUAACCUAUAAACUAUUACAGCUUGUGCGUGCCAUCCAGUCGGAUCACUCGGAAAAAGUUGCAACCAAUCAUCGGGACAAUGUGUUUGCAAGCCGGGAGUCACCGGAACCACCUGUAAUCGUUGUGCUAAAGGAUACCAGCAAAGUCGUUCUACGGUCACCCCGUGUAUCAGUAAGUAAUGAGCAUUGUAAACCUGAAACCCGUCCUAUUGUAAUGAAGGGCUCUUAGUCCAAAUUUUGGAAAAGAUGACACCAAAACCAAACAAAUGAAUCAAAUUACAUUCCGAUUCCAUUCGAAUCUUUUCAGAAAUUCCGACAAAAGCUGAUUUCAUUGGAUCAUCGACGUCGGAGGAGCAAGGUAAGCAAACAAACACGCAUAGUUAGACCCUGAACACAAUGCCCUUGGUAGCCAAACGCAAACUAUAUGGCAAAUAUUUGGGGGAUUCCUCAAGACCAAGAGAAAAAAAAACGAAUAAAUUUGUAGACAAGUGUUCGAAAUGCCGGAUUGUGCCGAAGCGACUCAACCAGAAGAAGUUUUGCAAGCGGGACCACGCCGUUCAAAUGGUCGUCGUCAGUCGGGAAAUGGUGGACGGAUGGGCCAAGUACAAGAUUGUCGUCGAGUCGGUGUUCAAGCGCGGUACCGAUAAUCUGCAACGUGGCGAGACUUCUCUUUGGAUCUCCCCUCAAGGUGUCAUUUGCAAGUGUCCGAAGCUCCGCGUCGGACGUCGUUAUCUCCUCCUCGGUGAGUUCAUUACACAACAACCCAUCCCAUUCCAUCUCAAUUGUCUGUCCGACGUACGUUGUUUCCGAGAAACAACGGACGGAUGGGGGAAAGGGGUGGGGAUAGUUAGUGCCAAUGAUAAAUGCGACCAAAAAUGCUAAUUAGGCCGCCUUGGCGAAGUGUGAAAUGUGACAGGAUGGAUUAGAAGCGGAACAAAAGAGAGCGGGGAGAAGGCGGCCGGCUAAUCUGAUAUCUCGAUUGUUACAGGCAAAAAUGAUUCGGAUCACGAGCGCGAUGGACUUAUGGUCAAUCCACAAACCGUGUUGGUCGAGUGGGAGGAUGAUAUUAUGGAUAAGGUACGAAAAAGGGACCGGGAUUUGAGAAAUUUCAUAAGCUAUCGCAUUUUCUUGCAGGUGCUUCGUUUUUCGAAAAAGGACAAGCUUGGACAGUGCCCACAGACGUCGUCACACGCAUAUUAA
Molecule: messenger RNA, 11458 nt
Organism: Caenorhabditis sp. 36 PRJEB53466
Lineage: Eukaryota; Metazoa; Nematoda; Chromadorea; Rhabditida; Rhabditidae
Source: the annotation of a GenBank genome assembly